AUGAGCAACUGGGUUGGAGGUUUUUCCAGUAUGGAGCAGGAAGAAUGCAAGGUAUCAGUAUGGGUCUGCCGGGAGGAGAAGCUGGUCUCGGGGCUGUCUAAACGCACCACCUGCGCCGAUGUUGUCAAAGUUCUACUGGAGGACCAAAACUUGCAGCAAGGUGCGUCAGCGGCGAUGCUGUCUGGGACCCCCCAAUCUUACUGCAUAGUGGAGAAAUGGAGAGGCUUUGAGAGGAUUUUACCCAAUAAAACCAAAAUCCUGCGUCUCUGGAGCGCCUGGGGAGAUGAGCAGGAAAACGUGAGGUUUGUGUUGGUGAAAAAUGAGGCAUCGUUACCGAACAACGGACCCAGGAGCGCCGAGGCGCGGGUCGUUCAGAGCAAAGACAAUCCGUGCGUAUUCAAGGGAGCAGCCAAUACCACAAUGGCUUUCUCGCAAGAAAAGCAGCGGAGGAUUGUUAGAAAAGCUUUUAGAAAGUUGGACAAAAUUAACAAAAAGAAAGAACAGACUGUUCAUCAGGAUAAAUCCUCAGUGGAGAAAUUGGAAACAUUGGUGCACUUAGUUAUAUCGCAAGAUCACACCAUCCGCCAGCAGAUCCAAAGGAUCAAAGAAUUGGAUAGGGAUAUAGAAAGGUAUGAGGCAAAAGUGCACUUUGACAGAAUUAAGAGACAUGGUAUCAAUUAUGUGCAGGACACAUACAUGGUGGAAUCGAGCGCGGAGGCUGAUCCAAUAAAGGACGUUCCACGUUCAGCGGAGGCUAUUGCGCAGUUUGAGGAGUACGCGCUUAGGUGCGAGGAGGUCCUGGGACUUCAGGAGGAGUUGACAGAGCGCGAGGCUCUCAUGGAAUGCAUCACAGGUGAAAUUCAGGAGGAGCUAAACCAAAGGUGGAUGAAAAGACGGCAAGAUGAGCUAUCGGGCAAAGACACAGAAAGUAUGGGGGAGUCUGUGGACAUCCCCGUGGCUGCAGUGACUCCACAGCGGGCAGCACAGUCAGGCGCCGCCGCUCCAGAGCCAGAUGUGGACAGUCUAUCAGAGAACGACUUGGUUUUAGAGGGGAAGAUAAUCAAAACAAAGCUGGAUACCAGUUUAUAUAUUGGUCUUCGUUUGAACACGGAUUUAGAGGCUAUUAAGGGUGAUUUGGACUUAAGCCAGGAGCUAUGGGACGCGAAAGAAAAAGAACUAACGGAUUUGCUCGCAAAAAUGCACUAUGCCAAUUUAAAUAAGGAAAAGUUACCGGAGGCUGAUAAAGAACACUCUUGUGUCACCGAGACUGAAAUGUUGCCUUCCUUAGAGAAGAGCAGUGGGUGGGUGGAGCAGGCCAGAGGUCUUUCCAAGACCUGCGACAUGAACGAUGAAGACUCAGACACAGGGCUGAGCUCCAUGCAUAGCCAGGACUCUGACAAUACACCUGUGUGUGAAUCACUGGUGUAG
Coregonus sp. 'balchen' is the source of this 1428-nucleotide messenger RNA. The record is from the annotation of a GenBank genome assembly. NCBI's taxonomy places the organism in Eukaryota, Metazoa, Chordata, Actinopteri, Salmoniformes, Salmonidae.